AUGGCGCACCCAGGCACCGCCCACAAAUACACCAAAGGCCUCAUCGCCUUCGAACACGCCUCUACACACACUUCGUCCUCCUACAACACCAUCCUCUGGAUAGGCGGUCUAACAGACGGCCUCCUCACCGUACCUUACCCUGCCUCUAUCGCCGCCUCCCUCCCACCAACCUGGUCCCUCGCCGAAGUCCUCCUCACCUCCUCCUACAGCGGCUGGGGCACCGGUAGCCUCGCGCGCGACGCGACUGAACUCGGGGAAUGCGUGGCAUACUUCAAGAAAUUGAGACCGGGGAAGAAGAUUGUGCUCAUGGGACAUUCGACGGGGUGUCAAGAUAUCAUGGAAUAUUUACUGGGGAAAGGAAAUGAGGCGAAGGAGAAAGUAGAUGGCAUAAUACUGCAGGGUGGUGUCAGUGAUAGGGAAGCUUGGGAAGACUACUACAAAGAAGGGGAGAGGAGAAAACAGCUCGACAACGCGAUUGCGACGGCGAAGGUCAUGGUCCACACGGGGAAGGGGGAGGAAGUCCUGUCGCCAGAAAGCAAUCCCGUCUUCAAAGACAUGGGCGGUCCCCUAAACGCCUACCGCGCAUACUCCCUCCUCGCCAAAGGCGGCGACGACGACUACUUCUCCAGCGACCUAUCCGACGAACACUUCGCAACAACAUUCGGCCGCAUACCACCAACAACACCCGUCUGCUUCCUCCUCGGCUCCGACGACCCCUACGUCCCCGCCAGCAUCGACCGAGCAGCUCUACUCCAGCGCUGGACGAGGAUAAUACGAGAAGGCGGCGGUGUUGUCGAUGAUGAAGAUGGUGGUGUGAUACCGGGUGCACAUCAUAAUCUUGAUGGGGAUCCGGAGGAGGUAGUCCAGGAUCUCGUGAGGAGGGUGCUUGGGUUUGUCACUGGGUUGGACGACAAAACUAGGUCGUGGCACGCGUAG
Alternaria ventricosa is the source of this 936-nucleotide messenger RNA. RefSeq lists its product as uncharacterized. The record is from RefSeq and is a predicted model, not a curated record. The transcript has a single exon. The coding region runs from base 1 to 936 and encodes 311 amino acids. NCBI's taxonomy places the organism in Eukaryota, Fungi, Ascomycota, Dothideomycetes, Pleosporales, Pleosporaceae.